This is a messenger RNA of Saprolegnia parasitica CBS 223.65, 6095 nucleotides long. RefSeq lists its product as hypothetical. The coding region runs from base 21 to 6041 and encodes 2006 amino acids. Gene Ontology annotation, cellular component: plasma membrane; 1,3-beta-D-glucan synthase complex. NCBI's taxonomy places the organism in Eukaryota, Oomycota, Saprolegniomycetes, Saprolegniales, Saprolegniaceae. The transcript is spliced from 2 exons. Gene Ontology annotation, molecular function: 1,3-beta-D-glucan synthase activity. Gene Ontology annotation, biological process: (1->3)-beta-D-glucan biosynthetic process. The record is from RefSeq and is a predicted model, not a curated record.
CUGCAGGUGGCGGCGCUGGCAUGAGCCGGAAGCAGCAACGGGGCGACGAUGGCUUUAGCCGCGGCCUCGAGCACCAGAAGCAGCUCUGCGACGAGGGCAUGGCGCUCGUCAACUCGGGCGUCUCGCUCCAGAACGCCGGCGACGCCGAGCUGGCCGAGAAGAACUUUACCCGCGCGGUCGAGAUCUUUGAGCGGGCGCUCGCGAUCGAGUACCGGACCGCCGAAGAGACGGAAGCGGCCGGGCGGCUCAACACCAAGAUGGUGCGCUACGUCAACAUGAUCAAGUCGCAGCGGGCCAAGAACCCGGCGGCCAACAACAAGCGCGCGCCGACCAAGUUCAACAUCCUCGACAUGGACAACUUGCCGCAGAUGUAUACGUCUGUCAUGCAAAAGUUUGCAAGCGGACCCGGUGGCGAUAUCUUCGAGACGCUGAAGAACGCGUUUGGCUUCCAGGAAGGCAACGUCAUCAACCAGCGGGAGCACUUGACGCUGCUCUUGACCAACUGGAAAGAGUACCAGGACGUUCCAGACCCGAAAGCGCGGGGCGAGCAGCCGCCGACGCAGUACCCGCGCGACCCGGCGCGCGACAUGCAGCUCAUGGACAAGGCGAUCACCAAGUUCCACGCCAAGCUCUUUGACAACUACAAGAAGUGGACCAAGUACGUUGGGAAGAAGCCCGCGUUUACGCGUGAGCCGCUCAUGGACAUUGUCCUCUUCUUCCUUAUCUGGGGCGAAGCCGGCAACUUUCGGCAGACGCCAGAACUGCUCUGCUUUCUCUUCCACACGCUUGCCCCGUCGGCGUCCGGCGGCGGCGGCGCCAAGGAGCCUGGCGACUACCUCGACAAGGUCAUCCGGCCCAUGUACGCGGAGCUCAAGAAGGACAACGAUAAGAAGACGUCCAAGGGCGCGCGGGCAGCGCACCGACACAUUCGCAACUACGACGACUUUAACGAGUUUUUCUGGACCAAGAAGUGCCUCAAGUACAACGCGUACAACAUUGGCGAGGCCUUUGCGAGCGCCGACAAGAAGGGCAACCCCAAGGUCGUCAAGAAGACGUUCAACGAAAACCGCACAUGGACGCGGGCGCUCAUGUCGUUCCGGCGCAUCUUCCUCUUCAACUUUGCGCUCUUCCUUGCGACCGUGGGCUUCGCCGUCAACAUGGUGCUGGUCUGCCCCGACUCGCCCAUCAUGUACGGCGACCAGAUCCCGCCGACCAUCAACGUCUUUGGCAAGUUUUACGCGGACCAGCGAGGCGCCGAACGUGGCACGUCGGACGCCGAAUCCGACCUCGCGCCCGGCACGUUCACCAACGGCACGUGCAACGGCGCCAAGCUCGCGACCUGCCUCGGCGUUAACGGCUACAUUGCCGGCACGUCGCUUGUGAACUUGCCCGUGGACUUUCGCCAGCUGCUGCAGGACAUCCCGUUCACCAACUGCGUCCAGAAGCAGUCGGGGCGCUGCACGUGCUACCUCGAGCUCAUCGAGACGUGCUGGGCGCAGAAGGGCACGGUCAACUACAUUCCGGACCCCGAGAGUGCGCCCAACAAGCUCAAGGCGAUCCGAUUUGACCAAACAAAGUGCAUUCCCAAGUACAAGGCGGCUGCGCUGAAGAUCAUCAACGAGAACAAGCUGCCCGGGCAGCUCAACUGCGGCAUGUGCCGGCUCGAGAUCAAGCAGCUGCCGUCGACGCUGCCCAAGCUGUUUGUCGAGCUCAUCAACUUCAAGCGCACGGACAAUGGCCACCUCAUCUUUUUCGGUGGCGCCGGCUGCGUCGCGCUGGUCUUCGCGUGCGAGAUCCUCGGGCGUCUCUUCUCGGGCGUCGGCGUCGGCUUUGUGGGGCGGUCGCUGCCCGUUCCGUUUGGCGCGUACUGUCGCUACACGUGCUUUUGGAUGUUCCUCUUCCUCAUCAAGCUGCUCUUCGACUACAACUUUAUGGUCAAGAACCUCGUCGAGACGACGCUCUUCAUUUGGCUGAGUAACUCGGCCGACUACCUCCAAGUCUCGCAGUUUAUGGUACAGAUGAGCUACCACAACAUUCUGUACAUCUUCUUCCUCUGGGUGCCGGCCAUCAUGGUGUUCCUCUACGACGCGCAGAUUUUUUACGCGAUUCUGUCGGUCAUCUUUGGUUCGAUCCGCGGCUUCAACCUCCGCAUCGGUGAGCUCCGGUCGUUCCGCAUCCUUCGCCUCUCGUUCAAGUCGAUCCCGAAAGUCUUCAACAAGAAGAUCGUCUCCAACUUGAUCGAAGCUGCCGCCAAGAAAAAGAAGGCCAAGAAGCCCAAGAAGGGCGCCAAGAACGACGAGCCCGCGCCCGAGCGCCGCUUUGAGCGCGUCUCGUACUCGGAAGGCUCCAAGCCGCUCACGGUCACGGCGAAGGGCUUCUCGUCGCUCCUCGAGAACGACGGCUACAACGAGGUCAAGACGCCGGGCUCGUCGGCCGUCGACACUGCGCGCAGCUCCAACAUUGGCUCGAUCACGGGCGUGUCCGGCCCCGAGUUUGAGCGCACGAUUCCGUUUGCGAUGGCGUGGAACCGCUGCCUGACCUCGAUGCGCGAAGCCGACGUGCUCAGCGACCGCGAGCUCAACGUGCUCAGCUACCUCAUCGACACGAAGGACGUGGCCGAGCGUCGUCUGUACCCGCCGGCGUUCCUCACGGCCGGCAAGCUCGACGAGUCGCUCGACAUCAUCACCGAGUGCUACGCCGUCUACGAAAAGCUCAAGGCCGACAAGAAGAAGGGCAAGGCGCUGCAGAAGGUCGAGACGUCGAUGACGGAGCGUCUCGUCAAGGACGAUCUGCGUAUCGAGGCGAUCCUUGGCUCGUACAAGUUUUCGUCCCAAGUCGUGCGCCUCCUCCUCGGUGACGAGCACAAGGAGCUCGACGACUGCUUUGCGUUCAUCGAAGAGUCGGUGCAGACGAAGAAGGCGAUGACGGGGCUCAACUUUUCCAACUUGUAUCAGUGCCGGUCGGCGUGUGCUGACCUGAUGAAGUCGAUCCUCGAGGUGCCCAAGUCGACGAACGAGGCGAGCAUCAAGUUUCAGCGGUCGCUCUAUCACGUGAUUGACAACGUGGAGGCCGUCAUCAACUGCCUCAAGAAGGUGCUCUCCAAGCAGGAGAACCUCGUCAAGAUCCUCAACGACACGCCGCUGAAACCCAACUCGUUCUUCUUUCCCGGCGACGCCCAGCAUUACGCGAGCGUCCAGCUGCAAAAGAUUGUCAACGACCAGACGGCCAUGGACAUCAUCUCGCGCGCGUACCAGCUGCUGACCGUCGACAACUUUGAUGCCGAGCCGCGGUCAGAGGAAGGCCAGCGCCGUCUGCGCUUCUUCGCCAACUCACUCUUCAUGGAGAUGCCCGAGGCCAAGCCGCUGCGCCAGAUGCACUCGCUCACGAUCUCGACGCCGUACUUCAACGAGAUCGUGCUCUACUCGAUCAAGGACCUUACGACGCAGAACGACGACUGCAUCAAGCUGCUCUACUACCUGCAGACGAUCAACCCGUUCGAGUGGGAGAACUUCCUCGAGCGCAUCAACUGCAAGGACAUGCACGAGGCGCUCAAGAAGUUUCCCGAAGAAGUCCAGCUCUGGGCCUCGUACCGCGGUCAGACGCUUGCCCGCACUGUGCGCGGCAUGAUGUACAACGAAGACGCGGUCCGGUUCCUCCACUGGCUCGAGAUUGGUGAGAACGAACCGAUGCACUUGGCCGGCUGCGAGUGCAACCGCUGCAUCCGCCUCGAACAUAUGGUCGCGCUCAAGUUCAACUACAUUUGCGCGUGCCAGAUUUACGGUCGGCAGAAGGACGAGCAGCGCCAGCAGGCAACUGACAUUGAUUUCCUCAUGAUGAAGCACCCGGGUCUGCGCGUCGCGUACGUCGAUGGCCCGAAGAAGGUCAAGGACGGCCCGCCCAAGUACUUUUCUGUGCUCAUCCGCGCCCAAGGCGACAAGAUCACGGAAGUCUACCGCAUCGAGCUGCCCGGCGACCCGAUCAUUGGCGAAGGCAAGCCCGAGAACCAGAACCAGGCGGUGGUCUUCACGCGAGGCGAGAUGCUCCAGUGUAUCGAUAUGAACCAAGACGGGUACCUCGAAGAGUGCCUCAAGAUGCCCAACCUCCUCGCGACCGUCGAUCGCAAGGAACACGCCAAGACGCCGCUCACGAUCAUUGGCUUCCGCGAAUACGUCUUCACGGGCGGCGUCUCGAACCUCGCGUCGUUCAUGCAGAUCCAAGAGCUUUCGUUCGUCUCGCUCGGUCAGCGCAUGCUCGCGCUCUUCCACGUCCGCCAGCACUACGGCCACCCCGAUAUCUUCGACAAGAUGUUUGCGAUGACGACGGGUGGCACGGCCAAGGCCUCCAAGGGUGUCAACCUCUCGGAAGAUAUUUUUGCCGGUUUCAACACGACGCUUCGCGGCGGCCGCGUUUCGCACGAGGAGUUCAUCCAAGUCGGCAAGGGUCGUGAUGUCGGUAUGCAGCAGCUCGCGCUCUUCGAGGCCAAGCUCUCGUCCGGUGCUGGCGAGUGCGUCAUCUCGCGUGACGCGAUGCGCAUGGGCUCCCGCCUCGACUUUUGGCGCCUCCAGUCGUGGUUUUACGGUAACCUCGGCUGGUAUUUCACGCAAACGAUGACGGUCUUUGGCGUCUACUUCUUCAUCUACGGCAAGAUCUACUUUGCGUUCUCGGGCCUCGACGCGUUCUACCUCCGUACUGGUGGUCUCGGUAUCUCGGGUGCGCUUAACACGUCGUGGGCGCUGCAGUUUGGCUUCCUCCUCGUCGUGCCCGUCAUUGCCGUCGUCGGUGUCGAGCGCGGUUUCCGUCACGGCUUCAGCUACCUCCUCUGGAACGUGCUGACGCUUGGUCCGCUCUUCUUCACGUUCCAAAUGGGCAACCGUAUGCACUACUUUGACCGGACGCUCAUCCACGGCGGCGCCAAGUACCGCGCGACCGGUCGUGGCUUUACGAUCAAGCACGAGAAGUUUGCCGAGCUCUUCCGGUUCUACGCGUUCAGCCACUUUUACCGCGGCGUCGAGCUCAUGUUCCUCCUCGUGUUAUUUUACGCGUACGGGACGUUUUCGUGGUGCAACUGCUCGUGGCGCACGGACCAGCUCUUCUACAACAACAUCGAGCCGCUGCCGUACGAGUGGAACAUCCGGUGUUAUGCCAACUUUUACCAGAGCUGCGUGCUGCCGACCAACCAGAACUAUGGCAUCAUGAGUUACUCGCUCUGGAUCAUUGCCGCGACGUGGAUCUGGGCUCCCUUCUUCUUCAACCCGAGCGGCCUCGACUGGGACAAGGUCAUUGAAGACUACAACGACUGGCAAAACUGGCUCCAGACGAAGAACGACUCGAGCGAGUCGUGGUUUGGCUGGUGGACGACCGAGCUCGAGUACCUCGAGCACUCGACGGCGAGCGCGCGCUUUGUGCAGAUGAUUCGCAAGACGCGCUUCCUCCUCAUCGCGAUCGGGCUGUACCUCCAGAUGAUGUACCGCAUCUUUUACAAGAGCCAGAACAAGGUCGUGUCGACCAACAAGGAUGACGGCGUGCUCGAGUUUUACAAGCCGUUCAUCAUUGUCGGCGCGCUCUUCGUGCUCAUGAUCCUCCUCGUCUGCUGCGGCUACUGCGCGUCGCGCUUCACGAAGAAGAGCCAGAUGAAGCAGAAGAAGCUGCGCAAGAUCAAGUUCAACAUCUCGUUCACGGUGCUGGUGCUUGUGCUGUUUUCGUUCUUGUACCUCUCGGUCACGGAGGUGCUGGAGAUUUGCCUCAUCGUCGUCGUCGCGACCUACUGGUUUGUGCAAGUGAUGAUCGUGCGCCUCAAGAGCGGCCACAUCGUCGUCCACGCGCUCGGCAAGUUUUACGACCGCGCCGUCGGCUGGAUCGUCUUUGGCCCGAUCUUGUUUGUCGCGAUGUUCAUGCCUUUCAUCUCGUCGUUCCAGCAGCGCGUCAUGUUCAACUCUGCGUUCACGUCCGGCCUCGAAGUCUCGAAGCUCUUCGCCAACGAAGCCGUCCCGACCCAGACGCUCAAGGCCAAGCGCACCAAGAAGAAGAAGCGCGACGACUAGCUUUCUAGCAUUUAUAUCGACAUUUUGAUUUGAGAUUCCGAGUUCAUUGACGAA